AUGUUACCGACUACUCCCGUCUCCGCUGCGAUUUCAGCGACCGCUCUCUGGGUUCUCGUCCGCUGCUUACAAAUGUUAUACAAGGCCAUAAAUACGGAGCUCAUCAAUAUAUUAUAUUCUCAGAAGAAACAAAGUGGAAAGGGAUACUUCCAGGCAAAACCAAUGUACCAGGAGUCGUCUAUGGGAAUAAUCGAGUUUUUAAUGCGAAAUAUAGCGGUACGUUUCAUGUCUUCUACCAUGAAAUUCGAGCUAACAUCAAGGAAAAACCUAGAAUUUUUGCGCGCAGGAAAGGAUGCAUAUAUGCAAGUGGCAGUGGAUAACUCGCGACCUAAUAUUUAUAUCGCUGAUCCUCAAGCUAUCAAGAGUAUUACGAUGCAGAAGCAGCGCUUUACAAAAGACCUUGAGAAGGUUGGGGAGGUAGUCGGAAUGUAUGGGCACAACCUGGCGUCCGUUGAAGGGGACGAUUGGAAGAGGCACCGCAGGGAAACUCAGCGCGCCUUCAACGAGAAAAACAUUCGCAUGGUCUGGUCAGAGACUGAGGGAGUUAUGAAUAGCUUAUUCGAAGUUUGGGACAAACUCAACACUACCGAAGUUCGCAUCAGUGAUGUGCCUGACAUGACGGAAAUGUUGGCCCUGCUGGUAAUUUCAGCGGCUGGAUUUGGUCGUCGUGUGAAUUGGGAUCCAGCUGAUGAUAAGACUCCCGAAGGACGGAAAAUGUCGUUCUCUACCGCACUCCGUACAGUUUCAGGGAAUCUCAUUACCAGGUUGCUUAUCCCUAAUUGGGCUAAGGAUCUUACGAAGACAACUAGAACUAUCACAACUGCGUUUUCCGAGUUUGGUAAUUAUCUCAGUGAAAUGACUGCGGCCCGUCGCAUAGGAAAAGAAAUUGACGGCAGUGAGCUGCAAGAAGCUCCUCACGCACAAGUUGCGUCUGAUAGCUUGUUCAACAUACUCCUCUCAGCAAGCGAUGCAGAUUCUGGAAAAGGUCAAAAGCUGAGCGACCGGGAUGUUGCCGGCAAUGCGUUCCUUUUCCUCUUUGCUGGCCAUGAGACUACUGCGCAUACAUUGUCGUUUUGUCUUGGACUCUUAGCUCUAUACCCUGAGGUCCAGCAAGAAGUGUACGAACAAAUAAAGCAAGUCAUAGGAACUCGUGAUAAACUCGAAUACUCCGACAUGAACGACAUCAACCUUGUAGAAUGUGUACUUUGGGAAGCGUUGCGCUUGUACCCAGUCGUGACACAAGCACCUAAAAUUGCUACAGAGGACUCUGUUAUAAGUAUUGCUCGUAAUGGUCCCGGAGCGACCGAAAACACGCGUGAAGAUUUCUUUAUUCCCAAAGGCGCGAAUAUUUGGCUCUCCUUUACUGCUGUUCACUACAAUCCUACACACUGGUCUGAGCCCGAGAAAUUUCGUCCAAAGAGAUUCCUAGAGCCUUACAACAAGGAUGCUUUCCUUGCGUUCUCAAUCGGUCCCCGCUCCUGUCUUGGACGCAAGUUUGCAGAGACUGAGUCCAUCGUUGCGCUGGCUAUGUUACUCGCGAGGUACGAGGUCGGUAUUGAUGACGAGAGAUUUCCCAAUAUUCCCGGAGAGAGCAAAUUGGAACGUGAGGCUCGUCUUCUUGAUCCUAUCCAAACUAUCACUCUGGUUCCAGCCAGACUCCCUCUAGUUUUUAAACGCCGCCUUUAA
Rhizoctonia solani is the source of this 1686-nucleotide messenger RNA. Its product is annotated as cytochrome P450 family protein. Gene Ontology annotation, molecular function: oxidoreductase activity, acting on paired donors, with incorporation or reduction of molecular oxygen; iron ion binding; heme binding. The record is from RefSeq and is a predicted model, not a curated record. The transcript has 12 exons. Bases 1 to 1686 code for a protein of 561 amino acids. Lineage: Eukaryota; Fungi; Basidiomycota; Agaricomycetes; Cantharellales; Ceratobasidiaceae.